GAUCCGACGCACCUUCUCCCCUAUUACUCGCAUGAACUUCCAAAUACCCUAUGCGACCUACGUCAGACCGCUCCUGGAGUACGCCAACCAAGUUGUCUACCCGGGACGCACGAAAAUCGUCACCCUCAUUGGGCAUGUCCAGCGGGCCGCUACGAGACUGGUUGCCGGCCUCAAAUCCGUGGACUACGAAAUACGUCUCGCCAUGCUUGAUCUCUUUCCCCUGCAGUACCGUCGUCUCCGAGGGGAACUAAUUCUUACUUAUACCCUGUUUGAACAAAGCUUGGCAAACAGGUUUUUCACCGUUGACCCAGCAAACACCCGGCGGGGGCAUAUUCGGAGUCAGUUUAUAAUGUCUUCCGUAACUACAGCCGCCAUGUCUGCUUUGGGUAUCUUGAAAAUUAACCCAAUAAUCGAACCAAAUGGACCUAUAUUCAAUGGACCUGGAGCAGAGAAACCAAAACAUCCGUUUAUCUUACGAACUCUUGAGUUUCAGCAGCGCGCUGCGAUCGAGAGGGCGAAAAAAUAUGCCAUGGAACAAAGUAUACGAGCAGUCCUGCUGCGGCAGACACAGGCUCAGCAAUCACAGCAGUUAAACAACAUCAAGAAAAACCAGACUGUCGCAUUGUUGAACCGUGUGUAUGUUGGUUCAAUCGCCUAUGAUGUUAAAGAGGAUAGCCUGAAACAAUCCUUCUCCCCUUUCGGCCCUCUCAAAACUGUAAGUAUGAGCUGGGAUCCAGCAACCCAGAAACACAAGGGAUUUGCAUUCCUGGAAUUCGAGUAUCCCGAAGCUGCUCAACUGGCAAUCGAUCAGAUGAACAAUGCCAGUUUCGGUGGCCGACAGCUGAAGGUUGGGAGGCCAAGUAAUCUAACGAAUGCGGAUACGGUUAUUGCUGAGUUGGUCGCGGAAUACAAGCUUGAGAAUAGGAUCUAUGUAUCCGGCAUACAUGUCGACCUUACUGAAGACGAUAUUUCCCUCGUCUUCGAGGCCUUUGGAAAGAUUGUAUUCUGUCGACUAGUGGUCGAUCCCGAAAGCAGUGAACGACAUCGGGGAUUUGGUUACAUAGAAUAUCAGAAUGCACAGAGCGCAGCAGAUGCGGUAGCAAGCAUGAAUCAGUUCAACCUUGGUGGACAGCUACUCCGAGUUUGUAAAGCGAUUUCGCCGCCAGAAGGAAUUUCGAGCGCAGCGGCCACGGCUUUACCUCCUGCGGCCGCUGUAGCUGCUGCCUCCGUCACCGCACAGUUGUUAUCCAUGGAAACGGAACAGCUUCCGGUUAAUACGAACGGCAACACACCUUUGGGCCAGCCAUCAGCUCAACCUCAAACGGAGAAUGCGGGUGGCUUAGGGGCUUUCAGAGUAGUGAACUCUCCGCCUUCCUCAAAUCGUUCUUCUGGGUUCGAUGUUCCACCUCCUUCCAGUACAUUCAAUGGACAGCACCCGCGUGCGUACAUAGCAAGUCCGCAACCGUUAGGUUCAUGGGACCAACCGGAUCCAAGCGACGCGGGCCCAGUACUUCCGUCGUCGAUACCGUUACCUCCAGAAAAUAGCAUUGGAAUUGGCAGAAAGAGUUCUUUCGCAGUAACCUCUACACCGCCACCUGUCUCUGGUAUUUUAAUUCUCCGUAAUAUGGUCGGCCCGGAAGACUGUGAUGACGAACUCGAGGGCGAGGUGACUGCCGAAUGUUCGCGUUACGGCGGCGUCCAACGCGUGAUUGUUCAUCAGGAACCAGAUCCAUCAACUAACACACUCAUUGUUAAGGUUUUUGUACAGUUCGACUCUGUCCAAGCAGUUCAAAACGCAGUCCAGGCUCUCAAUGGUCGCUUCUUCGCAGGGAGACAAAUUGUGGCAGAACAUUACGACUUGCAUGCUUUUACUCAAAAUGAUCUGUCGCGGUAACAUUUUCCAGCUGACCGUCUGUUUGUAAAUAUUACCUACCUCAUGAGUUCAUAUUGUGCGUUUGAAAACGACACUGCA
Molecule: messenger RNA, 1972 nt
Organism: Opisthorchis viverrini
Lineage: Eukaryota; Metazoa; Platyhelminthes; Trematoda; Opisthorchiida; Opisthorchiidae
Exons: 6
Coding region: 32-1894 (620 amino acids)
Biological process (GO): mRNA splice site recognition; regulation of alternative mRNA splicing, via spliceosome; alternative mRNA splicing, via spliceosome
Cellular component (GO): precatalytic spliceosome; catalytic step 2 spliceosome
Molecular function (GO): RNA binding
Source: RefSeq, a predicted model, not a curated record